ACCUGUUUAACUGCACAUGCAAUUACAUAGCAUGGGUGAACCCACACAAAACAAUUACACGGACAAGCAUACAAAUUUACGUGCAUCGAUGCUGUCUCGCACAGUCAGGCCCACGCAACGCUUUUCCAUGCGGCAAGUACAAAAAAUAAUCCUGUUUGGGUACAGGGCAGAGAGACGCGAAAAUGGGCUGCAGGUUAAGCCCAUCAGAUAGCCUACAGCGAUUGGUGAGUGGGAAAUGUUAGUGAAUAGGGAUUGGAGCAAAAUGCAAAUCAUUGCACCGUCCCGACAGAGGACGGGGGAUCAUUCCGUGGACCAGGUGGAUAUGAACUAGCCCACACAUUCAGCUUGAGAAACGUCCUCAUCUACCACUCAGUUUACUCGUGUGUGACACGUUUUUUUAUUUUAUUUUAUUGUGUAUUUAGCCUUCUGCUGGACUUGUUAUUUUAACGUAAAAAAUGCCUGGCAACGGGACCUUCUUGGUGCUGGAAAACUACUUCGGGGGUAAAUUUGUGCCCUGCUCUGCUCACAUCGAUUCGUACGACCCGUCCACCGGAGAGGUUUACUGCAAAGUUCCGAACAGCGGAGGUGAGGAGGUGGAUGCUGCGGUGAAGGCAGCCAAAGAGGCCUUCCCUGAUUGGUCCGCCAGGAGUCCGGCUGAAAGGGCCCAUGUGAUGAACAAGCUGGCCGAUCUGAUGGAGAGCCGCCUGGAGGAGUUCGCCCAGGCCGAGUCCAAAGACCAGGGGAAGACGAUAACGUUCGCCAGCACGGUGGACAUCCCCCGGUCGGUGCACAACUUCCGCUUCUUCGCCUCAUCUGUGCUUCAUCACACAACCGACUGCAGUCAGAUGGACCACAUGGGCUGCCUCAACUACACCAUCCGCAGCCCAGUGGGAGUGGCGGGUCUCAUCAGUCCCUGGAAUCUGCCCUUGUACCUGCUCACCUGGAAGAUCGCUCCAGCCAUCGCCGCGGGCAACACUGUGGUGGCCAAGCCCAGCGAGAUGACCUCCGUCACCGCCUGGAUGAUGUGCAAGCUAAUGAACGAGGCUGGCGUGCCCCCUGGUGUGGUAAACGUGGUGUUCGGCACAGGCCCAGGCGCGGGCGACGCUCUGGUCGGCCACCCUGACGUGCCGCUGGUGUCGUUCACGGGGAGCACGGUGACGGCGCGCGUCAUCACCGAGCGUAGCGCCCCCUACUGCAAGAGGCUGUCGCUGGAGCUCGGGGGGAAGAACCCCGCCAUCGUGUUCGCCGACGCCGACAUGGAGCAGUGCGUCUCCACCACCGUGCGCUCCAGCUUCUCCAACCAGGGAGAGAUCUGUCUGUGUACCAGCAGGAUAUUUGUGGAGAGAAGUGUCUUCCCAGAAUUCCUGGAGAAGUUUGUGGCAGCUGCUCGGAAGUGGAAGACUGGUGUUCCCUCGGAUGUCUCCAACAACAACGGGGCACUGAUUAGCAAGGAACACCUGGAGAAGGUGCGAGGCUUUGUGACGUUGGCCCGUAGUGAGGGCGCCCAGGUGCAUUGUGGGGAGGGCGUUGACCAGCUGCUUCUCCCAGAGCGUAACCAGAGCGGCUACUUCAUGGCCCCCACCGUCAUCAGCGGGGUCGCCGACUCCUCGCGCGUCAUGCAGGAGGAGAUCUUUGGGCCCGUCACUUGUGUGACGCCCUUUGACCUGGAAGAGGAAGUGAUCUUGCGGGCCAACGACGUGCGCUUCGGCCUGGCAGCCACGGUGUGGUCCCGGGACGUGGGGCGCGUGCACCGCGUUGCCCGGCGACUGCAGGCGGGCCUGGUGUGGACCAACUGUUGGCUGGUGCGGGACCUGAACCUUCCGUUCGGAGGGAUGAAGCAUUCCGGAGUGGGCCGAGAGGGUGGGAAGGACUCCUACCACUUCUUUACCGAGGUCAAGACCGUCACCAUUAAACAAUGAGCUCAACACACACUAAAACACACACACACACACACACACACACACACCACACACACACUUCUUUACCGAGGUCAAGACCGUCACCAUUAAACAAUAAGCUCAGCACACACUAAAACACACACACACACACCACACACACACACACACACACACACACACACAGUCAACACCCGAGGGAAGGGAAGGCCAUGAUUAAGUGGCAUGUGGCUUAAGUAACCUUCUGCUCAGAGACAAGCUUACAGGUAUGAGGUAAUACUCACAAACUGUGUCAAUGUACUUAGUUUAGCAGGUACUAUUUACCUUAGUAGAUAUAAUUUAGUGACUUUAGAGUCCUUUAGUAUAGUUUAAAUAUUUUGUAGGGAUUAUAGAGAUUUUUAGUGUAGUUUGGACUAAUAAUACUAUCUUUUGCUAGUGUCAAAUGAGCCAUUAUUAUGAAAAUGUAUUAGCAGUGUAGUUAACACCAGAGCCUCUAAUUCUGUGUGCGUAUGUGUUGCUCGAUGGUGUUUUAAGCCCCCGUGUUGCGACCGUCGACCUCAAGGCACCUAACCCUAACCUUAACCCGUGUCUAACCCUAGUGCCUUCCAUGCAGCGCUGCCUGAAAUAUGACUUUGGGGGCAUAAAACACCAAGUAACAUGAUGCUGUAUCACCUCAAGCAAAGGACAGAACACUUGAGCUUGCAGUUUACUGUGUAGGCCUACAUUAGUGAUGCAGUUUACUGUGUACGUUAGCGAUGCAGUUUACUGUGUACAUUAGUGAUAUGCAGCAAACAACUGAAGCUUAUGGCUUUUCUGGGGCCACACAAGCCGUUCACUCCAUGCCCAUGUGCCUUUCCUAAUCAGUGCCUGAUCUGGACGUGAUGAUAUCUGAAAAUUGCUGUCAAUCCUGUUUUGAGAUGACAUUGGCGCUUAUAUAACUGACUUUCUCUUAAUUCGUUGUUAAUGCCAUUUAUUAGUGAUUUACAAAGUGUCUUAGAGUGUCUUCCCUUUAUGAAAUGUAAGUUUUUUGUGUCCAGAAUAAACGUCAUUCUCACAUCA
This is a messenger RNA of Alosa alosa (allis shad), 2954 nucleotides long. It is a transcript of the gene aldh8a1, whose product is annotated as aldehyde dehydrogenase 8 family, member A1. NCBI's taxonomy places the organism in Eukaryota, Metazoa, Chordata, Actinopteri, Clupeiformes, Clupeidae. Gene Ontology annotation, biological process: retinoic acid metabolic process. The transcript is spliced from 8 exons. The record is from RefSeq and is a predicted model, not a curated record. Bases 456 to 1919 code for a protein of 487 amino acids. Gene Ontology annotation, molecular function: retinal dehydrogenase (NAD+) activity.